AUUAGUUCAACCAUAUCCAAGUAUCCAUGUAUAAUACUCCACGUACAUGAUAUUAAUUCAAAAACAAAAAAGAAAAGAAAAGGAUGAAUGCAACUAUAACCAACAGAAAACAGACUCAAGUGGCUUACCCAUCAUUAGCUCUUGAAAGUCAGAAUCUCUCCAACUAAACUACAAACACGGCAGAAUCUUCUUUAACUCUUCUUCCUUCCAUCUCUGGUCUUCUAUCUUCUCCUCCUUCUUGAAUCGACCUUUCCUAGCUGAGCCAAAUUAACCUUCGAUACUUCCUAUAUAUGCAGGCUUCAUUAAAAAUUCACUAAUUACUAUAUUUACAAAAGUUCCUUAAUAAAAAGCCUUUGAGCUUUUCCAUGAUCGGCUCACAUCCCAACAUAACUACCACCAUGUUUCCAUUUUUCUGUUACCACUCUUCGUUCUCCUUCAUAUUAUUCUUUUGCUUACUCUUUCUUUCCCGCCCAUGCUUUCCCGCCAGAAUCCUACCCGACCCUGCGGUAACAGUCAUAACUGCGACGGCCAAUGUGUCCCACAACGCCACGUGGCACGACUUCACGAAGUUCCUGGACGCCGGGAAGGGCAGCCAGGUGGUCGGCAUGUCGGAGCUCAAGAAGUACUUCAGCCGUUUCGGCUACUUACCGGUGCCCGAAAAGACCAACUUCACCGACGUCUUCGACAAGCAGCUCGAAUCGGCCCUGACUCUAUACCAAUCCAGGCUGAGCUUGCCCGUCACGGGAAAGCUUGACCCGGAAACCAUCUCGGCCAUCACUUCACCGAGAUGCGGGGUCAGCGACGCGCCGCAGCAGCAACAUACGCCCGCGAAGCUGCAUGCGACGCGUCGUUAUGCUUACUUCAACGGGAAGCCUCGCUGGGCUCCGGCGAAGUUGCUCACGUAUGCCAUCAACCCCAAACACGUUAUCAGCUACGUGAGCUCGUCGGACAUAGAGACAAUAUUCCACCGCGCUUUUUCGCGGUGGUCGGCUGUGAUUCCGGUGAACUUCACCAAAGCCAGGGACUACUCCUCCGCGGACAUCAAAAUCGGAUUUUACAAAGGUGAUCACGGCGACGGUGAGCCGUUCGAUGGUGUCCUGGGUGUUCUAGCUCACGCCUUCUCUCCCGAGAACGGGAGGUUCCACCUCGACGCAGAGGAAUCAUGGGCCGUCGAUUUCGAAUCCGACAAGUCGAAGGUGGCCGUGGAUUUGGACUCCGUGGCGACCCAUGAGAUUGGGCAUCUUCUUGGGUUGGCUCACUCCUCGGUCAAGGAUGCUGUCAUGUACCCGAGUCUGAGUCCUAGGACUAAGAAAGUGGACCUCCAAAUGGAUGACGUGGCAGGCGUUCAGGCACUCUAUGGGUCAAAUCCUAAUUUCAAAUUUAGCUCAUUGCAGUCGGAAAAUUCUUACAACCACGCAGUUACUAAUUUGGACACCACAUUUGCGUCAAAGUGGACAAUUUCUCUAUCACUCAUCACUUUGAUUUUUCUCUUUUUCUAAUUGGUUCAAAUUCUUAUACUUGUAAUUUUUUCAUUUUUUCCCUUCAUUUUUUAUUGGAGUUGUAGACACAAAAUACUCAAGGA
This is a messenger RNA of Rosa chinensis, 1582 nucleotides long. RefSeq names its product metalloendoproteinase 1-MMP. The transcript has a single exon. The record is from RefSeq and is a predicted model, not a curated record. Bases 366 to 1499 code for a protein of 377 amino acids. Gene Ontology annotation, molecular function: zinc ion binding; metalloendopeptidase activity. NCBI's taxonomy places the organism in Eukaryota, Viridiplantae, Streptophyta, Magnoliopsida, Rosales, Rosaceae. Gene Ontology annotation, biological process: extracellular matrix organization; proteolysis; collagen catabolic process. Gene Ontology annotation, cellular component: extracellular matrix.